CCGCACAAUAAUGCACGAUAUAUCAUGUAUCACAAUAUGAUAUAGAAUGCUUGGAAUGUUGAUGUUGUGAUGUUCGUGAGAAAUCCAGUUCUGAAGAUUCAUCUUUCAAAGCAACGAAGGGAGGGCAGCCGCUUCGUCUUUUCACUUCGUGAUGGGCAUCUCACCGUCAAAGCCCUCGGAGGAGGAGCUGGAGACCCUCAAAGAUGACAUUGAUGCCUGUUGCCACGAAGUCGCCGAAGCGCUCAAGCGCGCCGAUGUGCUCUUGCUCUGUGCGGGCGCAGGCUUCUCCGCUGAUUCCGGGCUUCCAACCUACGAGGAGAUCGCCAAUGUCAAGAUCUAUCAGGAUUUGGGCCUGAAAUAUGACGACAUUUGCCGGCCGGAGUGGAUGACCCACGAUCCAGAGAUCUUCUAUGGCUUCUGGGGCUCCUGUUACAACGAUUACCGGGACACCCAGCCUCAUGAGGGCUACAGCAUCCUCCGCAGCUGGCGCGACGCGCGCUUCAACACCCCAACGCAUCGCGUCUCGAAGUUGAUCCGAGUGUCCUUGGAGCAGGAAAUGGCUGCCAUACCGAGUGCCGAGCGGAAACCCGAAGCCUAUGAAGUGCAAGGCCAAGCGGGCGCCUUCUUCGUGUACACCUCCAAUGUGGAUGCACACUUUCAUGACUUCUUCGAGCCCUAUGAGG
Durusdinium trenchii is the source of this 683-nucleotide messenger RNA. The record is from the annotation of a GenBank genome assembly. Lineage: Eukaryota; Dinophyceae; Suessiales; Symbiodiniaceae.